This is a messenger RNA of Equus quagga, 1462 nucleotides long. It is a transcript of the gene HS6ST3, whose product is annotated as heparan sulfate 6-O-sulfotransferase 3. Gene Ontology annotation, cellular component: membrane. Gene Ontology annotation, molecular function: heparan sulfate 6-sulfotransferase activity. The coding region runs from base 1 to 1413 and encodes 470 amino acids. Lineage: Eukaryota; Metazoa; Chordata; Mammalia; Perissodactyla; Equidae. The record is from RefSeq and is a predicted model, not a curated record. The transcript has 2 exons.
AUGGAUGAAAGGUUCAACAAGUGGCUCCUGACGCCGGUGCUCACUCUCCUCUUCGUGGUCAUCAUGUACCAGUACGUGUCCCCCUCCUGCAGCAGCUCCUGUGCCAACUUCGGGGAGCAGCCCCGCGCGGGGGAGGCCGGCCAGCUUGCAGCUGCGGGACCCGCUCGCCGGGCACAGGCGCCCCUCGAGGAGUGGGAGCGGCGGCCCCAGCUGCCCCCACCGCCCCGGGGGCCUCCCGAGGGGCCGCCGGGGGUCGCGGCGUCGGAGGACGAAGACGAGGACCCGGGGGACCCCGAGGAGGAAGGGGAGGAGGAGGAAGAGGAGCCGGAACCCGAGGCCCCCGAGAACGGCUCCUUGCCCCGGUUCGUGCCUCGCUUUAACUUCACCCUGAAGGACCUGACCCGCUUCGUGGAUUUCAACAUCAAAGGGCGCGACGUGAUCGUGUUCUUGCACAUCCAGAAGACCGGGGGCACCACGUUCGGCCGGCACCUGGUGAAGAACAUCCGGCUGGAGCAGCCGUGUAGCUGCAAAGCGGGCCAGAAGAAGUGCACCUGCCACCGGCCCGGCAAGAAGGAGACGUGGCUCUUCUCCCGCUUCUCCACCGGCUGGAGCUGCGGGCUGCACGCCGACUGGACGGAGCUCACCAACUGUGUGCCGGCCAUCAUGGAGAAGAAAGACUGUCCCCGCAACCACAGCCACACCAGGAAUUUCUAUUACAUCACAAUGUUGCGGGAUCCAGUGUCGCGUUACCUGAGUGAGUGGAAACACGUCCAGAGAGGGGCCACAUGGAAAACUUCCCUCCACAUGUGUGAUGGGAGAAGUCCCACCCCCGAUGAACUGCCUACCUGCUACCCUGGGGACGACUGGUCUGGGGUCAGCUUGCGGGAGUUCAUGGACUGCAGCUACAACCUGGCCAACAACCGCCAAGUGCGCAUGCUAGCUGACCUCAGCCUGGUGGGCUGCUACAACUUGACUUUCAUGAACGAGAGUGAAAGAAACACCAUCCUCUUGCAGAGUGCGAAAAACAACCUGAAGAACAUGGCCUUCUUUGGGCUCACGGAAUUCCAGAGGAAGACACAGUUUCUCUUUGAGAGGACAUUCAACCUCAAGUUCAUCUCCCCGUUCACGCAGUUCAACAUCACGCGGGCUUCCAACGUGGAGAUCAACGAGGGUGCCCGCCAGCGCAUAGAGGAGCUAAACUUCCUGGACAUGCAGCUUUAUGAGUAUGCAAAAGAUCUCUUCCAGCAGCGCUACCACCACACCAAGCAACUGGAGCACCAGAGGCACCGGCAAAAGAGGCGAGAGGAGCGGAGGCUGCAGCGGGAGCACAGGGGCCACCGGUGGCCCAAGGAGGAUGGGAACACAGAGGGGGCAGUCACUGAGGACUACAACAGCCAGGUGGUGAGAUGGUGACCCCCUGCCCUCUUCUCCCUCAGGACGGGGAGGACGAGCAGGUGCACAG